UUAAAGGAGGCAGCCGGCAGAGCUGCUCCUCUAGAGCGGAGCAUGGGAGGGCCCCGGCCAAACUGACCAGCCACUCAGCCUUCGCCUUCCUCCUCCUCCUCCUCCUCCGCAGCCCAGAGCUGACCAUCUGCUCGCCCGCCCGUCCGCCCGCGCAUCCUCCUCCUCCUCCGCCGCCUCGGCUCCCUCCGCUGCAGUCGCCAAGGCCUUCAGAAACAGCUUCUGUAGCCAUGGCUACCUCUGCAAGCUCCCACUUGAGCAAAGCCAUAAAGCAGAUGUACAUGAAGCUGCCUCAGGGUGACAAGGUGCAAGCCAUGUACAUCUGGAUUGAUGGGACUGGCGAGUUCCUGCGCUGUAAAACCCGGACCUUGGAGCAAGAACCCAAGAACGUCGAAGAUCUGCCAGAGUGGAAUUUUGAUGGCUCUAGUACCUACCAGUCUGAGGGCUCCAACAGCGACAUGUACCUGGUGCCGUCUGCCAUGUUCCGGGACCCUUUCCGCAAAGACCCCAACAAGCUGGUGCUCUGUGAGGUCCUGAAGUACAACCGCAAGCCGGCAGAAACAAAUUUAAGGUCUACCUGUAAAAGGAUUAUGGACAUGGUGUCUAACCAGAACCCCUGGUUUGGGAUGGAGCAAGAAUAUACCCUUCUGGGAACAGAUGGACAUCCCUUUGGCUGGCCUUCCAAUGGCUUUCCCGGACCACAAGGGCCAUACUACUGUGGUGUUGGAGCAGACAAAGCUUACGGCCGAGACAUUGUGGAAGCCCAUUACCGAGCCUGCCUAUAUGCUGGUGUGAAUAUUGGAGGCACAAAUGCAGAAGUGAUGCCAGCACAGUGGGAGUUCCAGGUGGGUCCUUGCGAAGCAAUUGAUAUGGGAGACCACCUCUGGAUUGCUCGAUUCAUCCUUCAUAGAAUAUGUGAAGACUUUGGAGUCAUUGUGUCUUUUGACCCCAAGCCCAUCUCUGGGAACUGGAAUGGAGCUGGGUGCCACACCAACUUCAGCACGAAGCUCAUGCGAGAGGAGGGAGGCCUCAAGCACAUUGAAGAAGCCAUUGAGAAGCUGGGCAAGCGUCACCAGUACCACAUCCGUGCCUAUGACCCCAAAGGGGGGCUGGAUAACGCCAGGCGCCUGACCGGCUUCCACGAGACAUCCAACAUCAACGAGUUCUCUGCUGGAGUAGCCAACCGUGGGGCCAGUAUCCGCAUCCCGAGGAAAGUGGGCCAAGAUAAGAUGGGCUAUUUUGAAGACCGCCGACCCUCCGCCAACUGCGACCCAUACGCUGUGACCGAAGCUCUCGUCCGCACUUGUCUCCUUGGCGAAACUGGGGAUGAGCCCUUUGAGUACAAGAACUAAGUGAACUCUGUCCCACACAGAAGCCCACCCAUUCCCUUCCCCCUUCUGCAUUUUCUAGAUGUUAAUUCUGAGGGCAUGAGAUAAUACCAUGUCUGUGUGCCCCCCCCCAACUCUCUCCCCAAAAUUUACCCUCUUGUUUCUUCUGGGUGGAAGAGGGAAGUCUUAGUCUCUUUCAGUGUUUAUUCUGUUUCUUCUGGGUGGAAGAGGGAAGUCUUAGUCUCUUUCAGUGUUUAUUCUGUCGUUUGAGAGGCAAGGAAAAGGAAGAGUAGGCAUUAGAGGAAACAGUCCCCAGUUAACCACUAUUUUUGUCUAAUCCAUCUGUAUGUAUUGACAGGAUUUCGGGCACUUCCAGGGACAGGCAGCACAGUGGGGGGGGGAUGCUUAAGAAAAAUAUUUGUGAGGCCCAUUUGUUGUGCUUCUUGCCCAAACGUGCCCUUUGUGAGCCCUGCUGAAAGGAACAGGAGAUGGGCAGAGGGAGGGAAGCCCUUGGCACAUCAUUUGUUCACUUCAGUGGUGCUUGAAAAUUGAGGCGUUCAGCAGCCCACCAUGGAAAAUAGGAAGGUGGCUUAACCCAUACCUAGCCUGGGUCCACACCCAAGCGCUCUCAUGGGCAGAAGGGUGUUUUAAUAGCCUGUUAUUAUGAGAUAGAGGGGCAUUAUGGCAUGCCAACCGUGGGGCAGUGUUGGGCAUUUUUGCAGCCUGUGGUUAGAUGUUGUUAUCCCCGCAAGACCAAGUCUUAUUCAAAAGCUGUUGCAACAUGUUUGAUCUGUUUUGGAAGCUGUCUUGACUUUUCUGUUUCUAACACAGAGUGAAGUAGUAUUUUUAUAUUUUAAUGCCUGAAAAGGAAAAAAAAGUUUGUGUUUGUUUUCUUUCGAAAAAGGUCCACUCAAUCAGCCAUUUGCAAAAUGGCUAAGUUUGCUACAGGUGUCUGUUGGUUAAGACUCGUGUACAGGAUCGAGGAAGGGGGUAAGGAGAAAAGAUGGGGAGGGGAGAGAGAGAAAAAAAAGAAAAAAGAGCUGCAUGUUUUCACCUUCAAGAGCAGCUUUGAUGGCUUGUUAUAAGCAAGGGGUAUCCGUUUACAAGUUUAUAAGUGAAAAUAGGUAUUAAUUUUUUUAAUUUAAACUGGAGCCACCGGGGUUUGUCUCAGCAAGGCCGCGUGCAGCUAGUUGUGGCAACAAGAUACAACCGUGCUUCAGAUAAAAGGAGUUGGCUGGUCAACUUGAACCAUGUUAUUUGACAAGUAUUUGGCAGGGGUGGGGGUGGGGGUGCGGGAGCAGGGUCAAGGAGUGUGUUAAAACCUCCAGUAUGAUUUCCAUGUUAGCUUAAAGUGUGGCUUUUGAUGACUGCACCGAUGAAGAGCAACAGGUGGGAAGCGAGGUUUUUAGAGAUUUUUAAAUAACACGUUUUUAGGGGUUUCUAAAGUUGUACAGUUUUGCAAAGGCCACUGCUGCUCCUGUUAGGUACAUCCAGAAAUGCUUCUGCCAGGAGUCCACUAAUAAAACAAUAGUUGCGCUCAGAGGUAAUAAUGCUAGUGGGGUUCAAACGUUCCGGGAUUUUGUACUUUGGUAUCUUGCAUGAUGCCAAUCAUCUUCCGCUGCAUUUGGACUUGAAAAUAGGGUGGGGUUUUUUGUAAUAAAAUUUUUAAAAAUCAAA
This is a messenger RNA of Zootoca vivipara (common lizard), 3002 nucleotides long. It is a transcript of the gene GLUL, whose product is annotated as glutamate-ammonia ligase. Gene Ontology annotation, cellular component: cytoplasm. NCBI's taxonomy places the organism in Eukaryota, Metazoa, Chordata, Lepidosauria, Squamata, Lacertidae. Gene Ontology annotation, molecular function: glutamine synthetase activity. The record is from RefSeq and is a predicted model, not a curated record.